GGUGGAGUUUGGACCAAUGAAUGCAAACAACUGUGGUGACGUGGAUUUUUGCGCGAAGGUGCAGAUGUUGGCGGUCUGAAAGGAAAGAAGAAGAACCUGACAGAGGUUUGCUCUUCAAGCUCAAGCACUUGACGUGUUAUCAAAAAAGGCAACGUUUCUGCUGAAAUGGCAAGCUGUGGAGAUAUCCAAGUAAGGGAGCUGAACAAGCGUGCUUCAGGUCAAGCAUUUGAGGUCAUCCUGAAGCCCUCUACCCCAGAUACCAAGGUUGAAUUUCCGUUGUCCCCGCUUAAGAAAAAGGAAAUGUCACUGGAUGAGAUUAAGAAAAAACUGGAAGCUGCAGAAGAGAGACGCAAGAGCCAGGGGGCCGAAGUGUUAAAACACUUGGCCGAGAAACGAGAGCACGAGAAGGAGGUCAUCCAGAAGGCCAUAGAGGAAAACUGCAACUUCAGCAAGAUGGCACAAGAGAAACUCAAUCAGAAGAUGGAGGCAAACAAAGAGAACCGCACUGCACGGAUGGCAGCUCUCAAUGAGAAAUUCAAGGAGAAGGACAAGAAGCUUGAAGAAGUGAGGAAGAACAAGGAGGCAAUUAAAGAAAAGGAUAAUUAAUCUGUUUAUGGUUCACAUCUCCAAAGAUAAGCUGUACUUUUGUAACUGACACAGCCCUGGUAUUGUUUGUUGUGUUGGUUGUGAUUAUGCUGUUGAAUGAAAGUUGGUUUUACAGUGUUGGGUGUGGAUAUAGUGUGACUUUUCUUGACUUGUAGCUUUCUUAUUGGCAGCUUAUUACACUAGUUUUAUUGGUUGGAACUGUAUUUUUCCAUUAAGAGUCACUGUUGUAAUACAUUGGUCCUUAUACUUAAGUUGAAAUGCAUCAUAUAAUAUUGUUCUGAACUGUUGAUAAUGCUGUACGUUUGAAUAUGCUGUAUGAUACAGAGGUAUCACCAUUAAAGUAUCUACAGUUUAA
Molecule: messenger RNA, 961 nt
Organism: Micropterus salmoides (largemouth bass)
Lineage: Eukaryota; Metazoa; Chordata; Actinopteri; Centrarchiformes; Centrarchidae
Gene: stmn1b
Product: stathmin 1b
Exons: 5
Coding region: 166-606 (146 amino acids)
Biological process (GO): neuron projection development; microtubule depolymerization; regulation of microtubule polymerization or depolymerization
Cellular component (GO): cytoplasm; neuron projection
Molecular function (GO): tubulin binding
Source: RefSeq, a predicted model, not a curated record